CUGCUCCCUCGUCAGCUUCGCUCUCUUGUCGCCGCACUUCUCGGCGACUGUGCGAGAGAGAGAGAGAGAGAGAGAGAGAGAUAUUGAAGCGACCCACGUCGUGUGCAUUGCGCAAGCGGGGUUGAGGCGGGAGAGAACCGAGAGACCCAGUCGCCGAUGGUGCAAAUUACAGGCUGCCUCGGCGACCCAGCAAGGCUUUAUCGUCCAAAGCUAUAAGUUUUUUUUUUUUUUUUUUCUCUUUCUUCCUUUACUUGGCCUCGUUCAAGAUUUGUAUGGGGGGUGGACGUCUUGUUGACGGGGUACGUCGCUGGUUCCAUCAACGUCGCUCGUCCACGUCCCUCGCUCACAGUCGCGAUCCGAAAAGCAACGAUACCGAAAAAGAUUGCGGCUUUGGGGAAGCGAGCGUUUCCGUGAGCGAAUCACGCGCGCAGUCGUCGCUGAUAAGGGAAGAAGGGGAAGCAGAGCAAGAGCUUUCGGUCGUCGAAGAUUUCUACCUCUCUGGCUUGAGCUCCAUCAAAGUGCCCAAGCGAAAUUACUUCAAUCUUGGCCCCAUGGCGCUCCCUUCCCAUAAAAAGGGAGCCCUCGAAACAGAAUUUUUUACUGAGUAUGGUGAGGCUAGCCGUUACCAUGUUCAAGAAGUGAUUGGGAAAGGAAGUUAUGGAGUUGUUGGUUCUGCAAUCGAUACUCAUACUGGAGAAAAAGUUGCCAUUAAGAAAAUUAAUGAUGUCUUUGAGCAUGUUUCUGAUGCCACCCGGAUUUUGAGAGAGAUCAAGCUCCUCAGGUUGCUUCGCCAUCCUGAUGUUGUGGAAAUCAAACAUGUAAUGCUUCCUCCAUCACGGCGAGAAUUCAAGGAUAUCUAUGUUGUUUUUGAGCUGAUGGAAUCGGAUCUGCACCAAGUAAUUAAGGCAAAUGACGAUCUUACUCCCGAGCAUUACCAAUUUUUCCUGUACCAACUCCUCCGCAGUCUUAAAUAUAUACAUUCAGCCAAUGUAUUCCAUCGUGAUUUGAAACCAAAAAACAUACUUGCAAAUGCUGACUGUAAAUUGAAGAUUUGUGAUUUUGGGCUUGCGCGAGUAUCUUUCAAUGAUGCCCCAUCAGCUAUAUUUUGGACGGAUUAUGUUGCUACUCGAUGGUAUAGAGCUCCUGAACUCUGUGGCUCCUUUUUCUCCAAGUACACCCCUGCGAUUGAUAUAUGGAGCAUAGGAUGUAUAUUUGCGGAAAUGCUCACGGGAAGGCCCCUGUUUCCGGGUAAAAAUGUGGUGCACCAACUGGAUAUCAUGACUGAUCUACUUGGAACUCCUCCACCUGAGACCAUUGCAAGGAUUCGCAAUGAAAAAGCAAGAAGGUACCUCGGUAGCAUGAGGAAGAAGCAACCGAUUCCUUUCUCUAAAAAAUUUCCUAAUGUAGAUCUAUUGGCCCUGCAAUUGCUGGAGCGUCUACUUGCGUUUGAUCCUAAAGAUCGUCCAACUGCUGAAGAGGCCCUAGCUCAUCCUUAUUUCCUUGGACUGGCGAAUGUGGAUAGGGAACUAUCAACUCAUCCCAUUUCGAAGAUGGAGUUUGAUUUUGAAAGGCUAAAACUUACAAAGGACGAUGUCAGAGAGUUAAUUUACCGUGAGAUUCUAGAGUAUCAUCCUCAAAUGCUCCAGGAGUAUCUUCGUGGCGGUGAUCAAAUGAGCUUUAUGUACCCAAGUGGUGUUGAUCGGUUCAAGAGGCAGUUUGCACAUCUUGAGGAGCACUAUGGGAGAGGUGAAAGAAGUACUCCCCUACAGAGGCAGCAUGCUUCCUUGCCUAGAGAGAGGGUUUGCCAACCUAAGGAUGAAGCUGCUGGACAGAAGAGUGAUAUUGAAAAGCGGAGCACAGACACCGUAGCUACGACUCUUCAUAGCCCUCCGAGGACGCAUCAGUCUAAUGCUACAGAAAGCGGGGAUGCGCAAAAUGGCCCUUACACGACAAACUGCAGUGCUCGAAGCUUGUUGAAGAGUUCUAGCAUAAGUGCUUCCCAGUGCGUUGUUGUCAAGGGAAGAGAAGCCGAGCAGGAGGAACCAACUGCAGAGGCUGAUGAUAAGGUUGUCGACGCUUUGUCUCGAAAGGUUGCGGCACUUCAUCCGUGAUCACUUCUAUAAUCCAAUCUUAAAGGACAUCGAAGGAGGCCAUUUUUGUGCCCGGUGCAUCACCAGUUCACUGCCCACAUCACGUGAAAGGCCGCUUCUUGAUGACCUGCAUUGCCAGAUCUUCCACUAUUUCAAGCUAUAUAACCUCAAAAUCGGGGCAAUGUCAUGGUAACGCCUCUUCUUUCGUAUUAGACAACAAUGCUCACUCAGUUAUCGGUGUAUAAAUUAGCUAUUGAGCCCAGAACAGUUAUUGCUUUGCUCUAUAACAGUAGCUGAUGCUGGAGAGAA
Syzygium oleosum is the source of this 2399-nucleotide messenger RNA. Its product is annotated as mitogen-activated protein kinase 9-like. The record is from RefSeq and is a predicted model, not a curated record. Lineage: Eukaryota; Viridiplantae; Streptophyta; Magnoliopsida; Myrtales; Myrtaceae. Gene Ontology annotation, cellular component: nucleus; cytoplasm. The coding region runs from base 273 to 2111 and encodes 612 amino acids. Gene Ontology annotation, biological process: protein phosphorylation; intracellular signal transduction. The transcript is spliced from 11 exons. Gene Ontology annotation, molecular function: MAP kinase activity; ATP binding.